AUGGAUCAUAGGCCUCAUUCUCCAGACUGGCCUAUUGUCGAAGAGGAAACUGCUGAGGUUCCUGCGAAGUCCUUAUCUUCACCAAAAGGCGUUUCUAGAUCAAAGAGGAUUUGCAAACCUCAAAUCAGUCGAAAAAGGGUAAAGAUUCAUGAGCUUCCAGCUCUAGUUUCUCCAACAUCUAAGAAACAAAGAGCAAGAGACAUGGUCAAGAAGAUUAAAAAGAAGCAAAAGCAGGUUAGCGAUCCAUUGUAUGAGGUUGUACUUGAAGUAGAGUUUGAAGAAAGUGAUCAAUCACCAACACAAUAUCAUGAUAUGGCUUUUUCAUCUCAGAGGGGCUCUCUAGUCUAG
This is a messenger RNA of Lactuca virosa, 348 nucleotides long. NCBI's taxonomy places the organism in Eukaryota, Viridiplantae, Streptophyta, Magnoliopsida, Asterales, Asteraceae. The record is from the annotation of a GenBank genome assembly.